Molecule: messenger RNA, 585 nt
Organism: Syzygium oleosum
Lineage: Eukaryota; Viridiplantae; Streptophyta; Magnoliopsida; Myrtales; Myrtaceae
Exons: 2
Coding region: 1-585 (194 amino acids)
Source: RefSeq, a predicted model, not a curated record
AUGGGGACAAGAGGUCAGUCAAGUGCCAUGGGCCGAGAAGCAAGAGACCCAAGGCUUGAUGCAGUUAUUCAGACAUUGCAAGAAAUAGGGAAUUUGAUGGGAAGGCAGGCUCAAGAGAGGGCCGCCAAUAUCGCCCAAGCUACUGAAGCCGCAACGACUGCUGCUGUUAAUGGUAAUCAGGCCAAUCAAGGGCAGGCUCAGUUAAAGCCGCCGAAGUUCGACGGAAAGGGCGACCCCGAGGCUGCGCCGCGUUGGGUUGAGGAGCUGGAGAAGGCAUUCGAAGUUCUGGGGUGCACCGAAGCUGAAAAGGUGACCUUAGCGGUGUAUCUGUUGCAAGAUAAUGCUAAUGACUGGUGGAAGGCCACCAGGGGAAGAGUAUUUCCCGAGGGUACCGCCCAGACUUGGGCCGUGUUUUCCGAGAACUUCUAUGGAAAAUUCUUCUCUGAGAGUGCUAAGGAAAGGAAACUAGCAGAAUUUAUGAGACUCCAUCAAGGACAGAUGACUGUAGACCAGUAUGAGGCAGAAUUUGCUAGGCUGUCUAAGUUUGCGCCAAGGAUGAUAGAUCAUCCUGAGGACAAGGCGUGA